This is a messenger RNA of Adineta steineri, 1944 nucleotides long. The record is from the annotation of a GenBank genome assembly. Lineage: Eukaryota; Metazoa; Rotifera; Eurotatoria; Adinetida; Adinetidae.
AUGGCGAACAACAAAGCAAUAACAUCUGUUCAAACCAAUACACAAGCUAAUACUAAACACGUCGCAAACUUUUCCAUGGAUGCAGUUGCAAAUCGACGUAUGAACAUGCAAAGAAUGCAAAAUGUCCUCCUGAUUUGGCUUGACAAUAAUAUUAACGAAAAUAAUGCUGAUUGUAGUAAUACAAUCAAACAAUUGAAACGUGUAGUUAACAAUGUAAAUACAUUUACAGAUGGAGAGCAGUGUGUUGAAUUUAUUCAAACGAUUAAUAACAACAAAGUAUGCAUGAUUGUUUCUGGUUCACUUGGACAACAUAUUGUGCCUCAUGUACAUGAGAUGUCCCAAGUAGACACCAUUUUUAUUUUUUGUAGCAAUCAAGAAUGGCAUAAACAAUGGGCGAAAGAAUGGCCUAAAAUAAAAGGAGUCUUUACAGAUAUAACAUCAAUCUGUGAAGCUCUUCAACAAGCUUCUCACCAAUGUGAGCAAAAUGCCAUUUCGAUUAGUUUUGUGGCAUCAAACAAGAAAUUGGAUCAGUUAGAUCCAUCGUUUAUGUAUUCUCAGAUCUUGAAAGAGAUCUUAUUAACCAUCAACUUCGAAGACAAACAUUUCAAAGAAUUUAUUACAUAUUGUUGUGAAGUAUAUGAAGAUGAUGAAGAUGAACUUAAAAAUGUUAAUCAACUGAAAACAACGUACAAAAACAAGGUACCCAUAUGGUGGUAUACAUGGGAUGUAUUUUUAUAUCGUAUGCUCAAUCAAGCGCUAAGAUUAAUGGAUGGUGAUAUCAUUGUUCGAAUGGGUUUCUUUAUUAAUGAUCUACAUAGUAAUAUUCAACGACUUCAUUCAGAACAAUUUGAUGGUCAUCAAUCAAGUACAACAUUUACAGUUUAUCGUGGACAAGGUCUUUCAAAAGCAGAUUUCACCGAAAUGACAAAUACUAAAGGUGGACUUCUUUCAUUCAAUAACUUUUUAUCAACUAGUAAAAGUCGCAAUAUUUCUCUCAAAUUUGCACAACAAGCUGCUACAAAUCCUGAUCUUGUUGGAGUUCUAUUUAUUAUGUCUAUUAAUCCUACUCAUUCAACAACACCAUUUGCUUCUGUUGGUGAUGUUAGUUAUUUUCAUACAGAAGAUGAAGUUCUCUUCUCCAUGCAUACCAUUUUUCGUAUUGAGGAUAUUCAACCAAUGGAUGGAAAUAAUCAUCUCCGUACAGUAAAUUUAAUAUUGACCAAUGACAACGACCAAGAACUUCGUACUCUUACUGAUCAGAUUCGGAAAGAGACCUUUCCAGAUGUAGAAGGAUGGUACAGAUUAGGUCAAUUGCUAAUUAAAAUGGGUCAGUCUAAUAAGGCUGAAGAAGUUUAUGAAACUUUACUUCUUCAAACAACGAAUGAAAAUGACAAGGCACCUAUUUAUUACCAACUAGGUCAGAUUAAAUAUAAUCAAGGAGAAUAUCCAGAGGCACUUAUCUAUUAUGAAAAACCACUUGCUAUCGAUCAAAAAAUACUUUCUUCCAAUCAUCCUAAUUUGGCUAGCUCCUACAUGGGUAUCGCUAGCGUGUAUUACAGUAUGACUGAUUAUCCAAAAGCAUUUUCGUAUUAUGAAAAAGCCCUUGCAAUUCAACAACAGUCACUUCUUUCCAAUCAUCCUGAUUUGGCUAUGUCCUAUAACAACAUCGGUAUUGUGUAUAGAAAAAUAAGUGAUUAUCCAAAAGCACUUUCUUAUUAUGAAAAAGCUCAUGCAAUUCGACAACAAUUACUUCCUUCCACUCAUCCUGAUUUGGGUGCUUCCUAUCACAACAUCGGUUUGGUGUAUGAGAAUAUGGGUGAAUAUUCAAAAGCUCAUUCAUUUUGUGAACGUGCUGUACAAAUUGGACAACAAUCAUUACCAACAAAUCAUCCGAAUCUUGAACAAUGGAGAAAAAACCUCGAACGCAUAAUAACGAAAUUAUAA